AUGCCCUCAACAUGGAUUAACCCGUGGGAUCAAAUGGAGUUAUUCUACAAUGGGCUUGAUCAACCAGCCCGAUCUCUAGUCGAUGCUACCUCAGGUGCAUCAUUGCAAAACAAGACUCCCACAGACGCUCGAGACAUUGUCGAGCGAAUGUGUGAGAAUGCUUACCAUUGGCCGUCCGAACGGAGUGGUGUACAAAAGGUGGCCGGAGUCCACCAACUCGAUCAUUUAGCCGCAGUUUCAGCACAAUUAGCUACUCUUUCAAAUCAGGUCGCCCAAUUAUCAGUUCGAGGGCCACAUACCGAUCGAGUAGCAGCAGCAAGUACUUCACAAGCCACAAACGACGAUUGGGAGCAGACGCACUUUAUGAACCACCGAUUCAACAAUUUCCGGGGAACCAACAAUCAGAACCAAAACCUUACUCAUUACCACCCGGGAAUUCGGAAUCACGAGAACUUCUCCUAUGCCAAUCCAAAGAAUGCUCUACAACCACCUCCCGAUUUCAACCAUCAAAGAGAGCAACGAGGGCCAACGUAUGACGAGCGUCUUCACCGACAAGAUCAGGAAAUGGAGGGCCUGAAAUCAACAAUGAAGAACAUGGAAAAGCAAAUAGGGAAAAUCGCCCAAUCCAUGUCCACGAUGACCAAGGAUGGAUUUCCGAGCAAUACCGAAGUCAAUCCAAAAGAAAGCUGUCAAGCCAUAACCACCCGAAGUGGUUUGCAAAUGACCGAUCCUCCUUAUCCGACAGAGGAAUCACCAAGGCCAGCUGUACAACCGACCCCGGUCGAGCCAGAAAUCACCAUCUCAGUGAGUAGUACAAAAGAGGCUAGUAAGCCCAAUAACAUUUCUUUCCCUGAUAAUCAUCCUCUUAUCAUAACUCCUAUUCCUUUUCCAGAAAGACAGAAGAAGAAGAAGUUCAAGGAUCAAUUGAAGAAGUUCAUUGAAAAGAUCAAACAGAUUCGAAUCAACAUCCCUUUUGCAAAGGCCUUGGAGGUGAUGCCAAACUACACCAAGUUCAUGAAGGAAAUCCUAUCCAAGAAAAUUCGGAUCGAAGAAGACAUACCAGUGACACUCAAGACAACUUGCAGUGCCAUUCUUCUGUCGAAUCUACCACCGAAAAUGAAAGAUCCAGGGAUUUACACUAUUCCUUGUAUUAUUGGAAAUUCUACUUUCGAUAAAGCUUUAUGUGAUUUUUGA
Erythranthe guttata (spotted monkey flower) is the source of this 1194-nucleotide messenger RNA. NCBI's taxonomy places the organism in Eukaryota, Viridiplantae, Streptophyta, Magnoliopsida, Lamiales, Phrymaceae. The record is from RefSeq and is a predicted model, not a curated record.